Molecule: messenger RNA, 897 nt
Organism: Tauraco erythrolophus (red-crested turaco)
Lineage: Eukaryota; Metazoa; Chordata; Aves; Musophagiformes; Musophagidae
Source: RefSeq, a predicted model, not a curated record
CGGCUGUGCCAUGCCCACCCCACGCUGCGGGCCAUCGAGAUGUUCCACUUUCGGGGACCGUCGCAAGUCGGGGACCGCCUGGUGCUCAAAGCCAUUGUCAACAACGCCUUCAAAAACAGCAUGGAGGUGGGGGUCUGCGCCGAGGCAUACGGCCAGGAGAUGUCCGUCAGCCGAAGGCACAUCAACAGCGCCUUCAUGACCUUCGUGGUGCUGGAUGAGGAGGGCCAGCCCCGCACUCUGCCCAUGGUGGCACCCGAGCCAGGGGAUGGCGAGAGGAGGUACAGAGAAGCCAGUGCCAGGAAAAAAAUUCGGCUGGACCGAAAAUACGUCGUCUCCUGCAAACAGACGGAGGUGCCGCUCUCCGUGCCCUGGGACCAAAGCAACAAGGUUUAUCUGAGCUACAACAAUGUCUCGGCGCUGAAGAUGCUCGUAGCCAAAGCGAACUGGGCGCUCGCCAGAGAAAAGGAAAAGGUGCGGAUGUUUUAGGACAAGUUCCUCUCCUUCCGUAUUGAGAUGUCGGUCCACAUCGCCGCCGGCCAAGCCUUCUCCCUGCUCUCCAACCUGCGGCGCCGGCACGAGUGGGACAGGCACUAUGCGAGCGCUGAGAUCGUUCAGCAAGUAGACAAUGAUGACAUGAUCUACCACGUGGUGAGCCAGACACUCAGCCAUGAGAACAAGCCGCAGGACUUUGUCAUCCUGGCGUCCCGACGGAAACCCUGCAGCAAGGGGGACCCCUACGUGGUGGCCUUUCGGUCGGUGACGCUGCCCACCCAUCCUGACUCCGGCUUCUGCAUUUGGCCGGAGUCAGAGGAGAUGAGCAAGGUGGCUUACUACAACCAGGCCACGCCGGGGUACCUCAACUACGUCACCACCAAUGUGGCAGGACUGUCCUCCAAC